Messenger RNA from Physcomitrium patens, 3658 nucleotides. RefSeq names its product protein STRUBBELIG-RECEPTOR FAMILY 7. Gene Ontology annotation, biological process: protein phosphorylation. The record is from RefSeq and is a predicted model, not a curated record. Gene Ontology annotation, molecular function: receptor serine/threonine kinase binding; ATP binding; protein kinase activity. NCBI's taxonomy places the organism in Eukaryota, Viridiplantae, Streptophyta, Bryopsida, Funariales, Funariaceae.
GAGCAGUAGAAAUCCCACAUUCUCCAUCGGCCAGACUGGCUGCUCGACACUGAGUACUGCAAUUACGCCAAAUCUCCGUCACCUAAACUGGGAGCUGGACGGCAUGGAACGGCAUCCACACAUGUGCCCCAUGAGUUUCUCUGUCACGGCACCCCAAGGAACGACUGACAGAAGCUGGCAGAAAGAGUGGAAACUGGGGAUGGGAUGGGCCGAGCAAUGAAUCUGAGGGACUAGAGCCCAUGCUCGGGAGUUAUGUUACUGGAACAGCUCAACUGCUGUAUGUGAGUUGCUCCCAUGCGGGGGGUUACUAUUCGCAGCUGAUGCCUCUUGUUUCCGAUGCCUUCGCCUGUUUCCUCGCUGCUAGCGUUCCUUGUGGUCUCGUCCCAUCUCUAGGACUACGCCUUGGCUCCCCGUGGGCUCCUCUUCGCCUCGUCGCGCUGUCCGGGCUGCUCGUUGAUCGCUUGCUCGACUUGAGGGACUGUGGCCAGUGGCUUAGAGCGGAGAGCGGAGGAAUAACUGUGCGAAGGGCAGGUCUGGAGCGUUGCGUGGUUUCUGGAUCGUAAGACUGGCGCCUCAAUGACUGAGUUGGCGGCGAAGGGAGCAAUCCCGAAGAAGCAGGAUGGAAUCAUAAUCGGGAGGAGUUCUGGGAAGAGAGAAAUGGCAGCAGCAGGAGCCGUUUUGUAUACGCUUGUGGCACUUUUGUGCGCUUCUCUUGUUGAUGGAGCCACUGAUCCAAAUGAUGUAAGUACAUUGAAUUUUAUGUUCACUGACAUGAAUAACAAUCCGAGGCUUACCAACUGGGUGCAAAGCGCCGGUGAUCCCUGUGGUAACAAUUGGCUGGGGAUUACUUGUGACGGCGGUUUUGUCUCCUCCAUCAAGCUAUCCAAUCUUGGCUUGAAUGGGAAGGUCGAGGGAUGGGUAAUACAAAAGUUUUCGCGCCUCACUACGCUCGAUCUUAGUGGGAACAAUUUUGAUUCCUCUGUCCCUGCGUUGUUUCCUUCCAAACUGACUGAUAUAAACCUGUCGAACAACCAGUUCAAGGAUAGCUUCCCUUACGGACUUUAUGACUGCCCUGGUUUAAAAAGCAUUAAAUUCAACAAUAACAAGCUGGAUGGUACACUUAACGGCCAGAUUUUUACGAAACUGGUGAACGUGGUCACCUUCGAUAUUUCCAACAACGAGAUUUCUGGAUCGAUUCCUGGACAGAUAGGUGACAAUAUGGCGAGCCUUCAGUUUUUGUACUUGCAAAACAAUAAGCUUACCGGCCAACUACCAACUUCCUUGGCUAAUCUCAUGCCACUGCUAGACACCUUUGACGUCUCUAAUAACCAGAUCACGGGGUAUCUACCACCGAACUUCAAACCAAGGAAUCUCAGAACUGAUGGCACCGCUAUCAGCAAAAAUGCUCCUCCUCCACCUCCAUACACUGCGCCGCCACCUCCGAGGCGCAGAGCCAACCCACCUAGUGCCCCAUCUGGUUCAUCAAGCUUCUUAACUGGUCCUAGAAUUGCUGGCAUUGUCGUGGUAAUCGUCCUGGUGCUCGCUGCUAUCAUCAUCGCCGUGUGGUUCCUCGCCAUCCGUAAACGCUCGAAGCGCACUAAAAAGCCGGAUGUCGAGGCUAGUAACCACAGCAACCGGCGUAGUUUCCGGUUUCCACCUCUGUUUCCAACCAAAACAGAGAAGACAAGUUUUGGUGCAGACAAGCCCCGCAAGGUUGGUAAAGAAAAGACAUCUAAGGCCAAGAUUUUUGAACCAGAGACUCUAGUGACGAAAACGGAAGAACCGAAGAAGAUCCUCAAGGCCACACCGCCAGUGAAGGCGCUCAAAGUGCCGCCAGCGUUCAAGGGAGAAGAUCCCGUAGCCAAGUCGAAAGCUACUGGUGGAGGGAGCAAGGUCACCAAGCCGCGCAACAUUGCAGCUACAGCUUUCUCCGUGGCAGAUCUUCAGGCGGCCACUGACAGCUUUUCCCCGAACAACUUGCUCGGCGAGGGACGCAUGGGGUGCGUUUACCGCGCCGACAUGCCGGACGGCCAGAUCCUGGCGGUGAAGAAGCUGGACCCAAAGGCUGGCUCUAUGAUCCAGAACGAGGACGACUUCUUAAGCGUGGUGGAGGGCCUGGCGCACCUGCAGCACGCCCACGCAGCGGAGCUAGUGGGGUACUGCGCGGAGCAUGACCAGCGGCUGCUGGUCUACAAGUACAUCAGCCGCGGGACGCUCUAUGAUCUGCUCCAUGGCACCGAAGAGAACACUAAGGGCUUGUCGUGGAAUAUGCGUGUUAAGAUCGCCUUGGGUGCAGCCCGAGCUCUUGAGUAUCUGCACGAAGUGUGUUCUCCGCCUGUCGUCCACCGCAACUUUAAGGCUGCCAACAUUCUGUUGGAUGAUGAGCUUAACCCACACGUUUCGGAUUGUGGCUUGGCCGCUUUCGCUCCAUCUGGCGUCGAACGGCAGGCUUCUGCGCAAUUGUUGGGCUCCGUCGGAUACAGCGCUCCAGAAUACUCCAUGUCAGGAACUUACACAGUGAAGAGCGACGUUUACAGCUUCGGCGUUGUGAUGCUGGAGCUUCUGACUGGGCGCCAGCCUUUGGACAGCUCAAGGCCAAGGUCAGAGCAAUCCCUGGUGCGCUGGGCAACCCCCCAACUACACGACAUCGACGCAUUGGCACGGAUGGUGGAUCCAGCGCUGGAGGGUGUCUAUCCCGCCAAGUCCCUCUCCCGACUCGCUGAUAUUGUUGCCUUAUGUGUCCAGCCUGAACCCGAAUUCCGACCUCCCAUGUCUGAAGUGGUACAAUCGCUGGUACGCCUCAUGCAGCGCGCCACGCUGAGCAUCAAGCGCCGAUCCAGUGGAGCUGCUUCCGAUAUGGGCCCUUCCUCUCCGUCUGACAUUCAGGAAUACGACUAACUUCCUGCAACAGAGAGAAUUCCGAAUGGCAAGCUUCGGUGAUCAGUACUUUCGGCACGCAUCGAUUCCCCUGUAACUUGAUUGUUUUUGAAAGUGGUGACUACAUGAACAAAUGUUUCUGAUGUUACGCAUUGCCAGGUUUUCUGACCUCGGCUCUUCCGAAGGCUUUGAAGAAAACUUGUCACAGAUUCUGCGCAUGCCAGAGCUUUUCUCAGAGAUUCUUGUUGUGUUUUUAAUAAAAAGAGGGUUCUGUAGAGUAUCAGGGCGUUUGGAGUAAGAAUGCCGUGCUCCGAAAUCUGCUUUGCACAGUAGGCAACGGAGUCAAACCUUUCGGUUACUUGGCGCAUUUUUUCUCGCUCGUUCGACCGUUUGUGUUACUGAAAGUAGCAACCUCGAUUCUUUUCUGGAGGUUAGUAAAACCACCAGCAGUCCACAUUAUUGUGCAAUGGUUAUUUUUAUUUCGACAAGGAACCAAUGGAUGGAACAUCGUAUCUGUUCAAGUUGUAAUUUUGAUAUUGAAAGAGAAGCAUUAGCUUGUGUGGUUCUGCUCAGUUAGUGUUUUGAAGCCUCCUUACAGAUAAAGUAUCUAGAGCUUAGAACUGCAAUUAGAGUCUGCACUCUGUUGUGAUGUCAUUGAAGUUCGAUGAUUUUGUACCAUUCCGAACCUCAAUACCAUCAAUUAUAUAUUUAACUAGUGGGAAUGUGUGCUCCUGAGCGCAACACUCUUGCAAACUUCAAUUUGAUUUUUACUUUGCAGAUC